AUGGCCAUGGAAAACUACUGCAGUGACAGUGGUGUUUCAAAGGAACGAGCGAAAGAGCUGUUGACAAGUGAGGAGGUCGAGUGGCUUAAAAUCGCGGUGAAAAGCUUUUCGAAGACAAAAUCGAUGGAAACGUUCUGUUCGAAUCUUUUAAAGAUCAUAAGUUCGUCUUCUUCGAGGGUUGAUCAUGACAUUCUCGCUAAAGUUAGGCAAUGCCUUCCUAAGAAUCAAAGAAGCAAGUUCACCCGUUAUUGUAAUGAGCUGCUUAAGACGGAGGCCUUGCGAGGUCAAAGAAGAGUUUUGGCGAGGAACGGAAGCAUCGGAGAAGCUAACGAAUUCAAAAGAGGCAGAGGUUUGGAGAACUUUGCACCGAAUUUUCAAGGUAGCCCAGCUAAGAUGAAGAAGCAAGAUAAAUUAAGACCGUUGAAGAAUAAGAUUGAGAAGAAAGAGGCAAAAAUCGAACGAGCUUCUGCUGAUUGUGCCAAAGACAGAAAACAAUCAAAAAUUACUUCAAAGGCGCAACGAAAAAAAUUGGAUUCACCUUCAAGAUCGGGUAACAAGAUUAUUGUCCUUGAAAGAAAUUCUUUGAAACAAGGUUUUGGAUUCAGGAUACGCGGUGGAAAUUCUCGUGAGCCAUCAAUAACCGUCGCGGAAGUAAAACAAGGCUCUAUUGCUGACCAACAAGGAUUGAAUUAUAGGGAUAAGAUUGUUAGCGUAAAUGAGAAACGUUGCGGGAAGAACGGUAUGAAGAUGAAUGAUUUUAUUCGAAAAAUCAAGGCCUCAAAGGUUCUCCACAUACGAAUUACUCCUGUGCAAAGUUUCUGCGAAGACGUCCGUAGAGCUGAAGAUGUUGGUGAAGCAAAUGGAAGAGAAAGAAGGAAGCAAGAAGAUGAGCUGUUGUCAACUGUUACUGUUUAUCCGGGGGAAGAUGGAUGGCUUGGGUGCUGUAUCAGGGGGUAUGUGUACCAGUUUAAUGAAAUAUCACCAUCCCCUCCCAUCUUAACCUAUCGGAAUUGGUUGGUUCUCUGACUUUUAGGUAGCUUAUUAAACUUUGUGUAGGCACAACCUCGUCCACAGGGCUUUUCCCACCCCUCCCAAUUUCUGUCUGAGGGAAAAAAAAUAUCUGUCACAUGUUUUUAAUUUAUUUAUGAGAGAACACAAAGUCACUAACCAUACAGAUACCUUAUUCAGCGGUACGUACCUCUGUGUAAGUCAAAUAAGGGAAUGCCCUCCCCCCACCUAGGAGUACUCCACUCCAUGCUUCCAAAUGAUCAUAUGUUCAAUGGUUUGAAUACUUACUCAGGUUUUUUUUAAACCAGUGACAUGUUCUGAACAUGUCUUUAUAUUUUAUUUUCUAGUGGCACUGAUUAUGCCUGUGAUGUACAUGUUAUCUCUGUUGAUGCUGGAUCCCCAGCAGAGAUGGCUGGCAUAAAGCCGGGAGAUAUGAUAGUCAAGGUGAGUAUUUCCCAAUGCUGUAAUUCUUAGUCUUACAGGUAAAGAUCCAUACCAGUUUCCAAUGUUUUAAUAAGAUUGCCUGCUGAAAGAUAGCCAAUAUCCUACCUGAAUUCCCAGAAAAAAAAAAGAUUUUUUUGAUAAAUGAAAUAGAAGUGUAAAAUAGAUUAGACUCCAGCCCUGCUGUUAUAGAAUCCCACUUGCCUAGUCCCUGUAUGACAUCUUCUGAGGCCUUUUUGAUCACCCAGAAUAUUGAGGCCUAGUGACAAGCUUAGACUCUCACCAUGAAGGACACUAGCUUGUGGUCCCAAGAAAGACUGCAACUCUGGUAGUUAAUUUUACAGGGUUCAAGUCAGAUUUGUUCUGUUCGUUCUUUUUUAAAAAUUAAAUAAGUGGAUGAAACAAAGCCUGAGGGAAGAUGUAUAUAAUGUGAAAUGAGAUUGAAAGACGGUCUCAUGGACUCAUCCACUUAUUAAAACUAUUUUAAUAUAAUGGUUCUUUUCUCUUCAAUUUUCACAGAUAAAUGGCCUCAGCACCAAGGAUUUGACACAUGUUCAAGUUGUGAGACUUGUCAUAACAUCCGGACUUUCUGUGCAAUUUUCUUUGAUGUGUGGUCGUAAGCAAAGAUCAUCGGGACAGCAAGCCACUAAUGUCCAACAGACACCCCUUAGAACUUACUGUACAAGGCCACAUGAAGCCACUCCUCCACAGAGUCCAUCUGUUAAACAGAUCCGUCCUCCUGGGUACCCACAGCGAACCCAUGGGGUGGCUGAAUCACCUUCACAGCUCCCUCUGGGUGUGUUGUCCUUGGAUUGUUUACCCCCUCCUCCUUACACCCCUGAAGUGCCAUCUAGGCACAGGGUAUUAGCAAGAGGGAGAGUGGAGCCAGUAACCCCAGUGCGAUGUCCUGAAGAACUACAGCAUACCCACUGCAAUCAAGAAGUGCAAGACAUCAUUUUUCAAGAAGAAGAAGAACAAAGCUCCUCUUUAGGACAACAGCAACAACCACAGGGUACCCACUGCAGUCAAGAUUCACAGCAUGCUAGUAACAGAGAUGAGAGAAAACCUGAACGGCAACGGUUACAGAGCUCCUCUUCUGUACAAAAACCAAUUGUCACCAUGGAAAUUAUUGAUUGUGAAGAUAUUAACACUGAUGACGCAGACAUGUUUCAGGAUGUUGGCCAGAUGGGAGAGCAUGAUUCACAUUCAAGUAUUGUGCAACAAAGAAACAAACCAGAAACUGUCAUUGAAGAAACUCAAGAUAACACUUCGCCUUCUUCUUCAAGCCAGUCCACUGCUAGUAGUAAUGGCAGAGAAUGUCUUCUAAGUCAUAUUCAACAGUUUAAUCAGGCAAAUCUCAGGAGUUUAGGAGAUUGUCCACAAAUAAAUGCUUCAAAAAAUAUGUCAUAUUCAUCAGAUGAUUGUUUGCCUCCAGCUACCAACCAGCUCUCUCCUCCACAAGAAAACAGCAGAGAAUCUUUUCUUAGCCAAGUAAGAAAAUUCAACAAAGAAAAACUAAGAAAAUUAUCUGGAUGUCCAGGACAGACUAUUCCUUGUCAGCUUCAGGGUAAUCCCAGUGCAAAUGAAGGCCUGCCUAAAGAUCUCCUACAGUCAGUAGAAACUGAAAAAGAUAGCAUGCAAGUUAAUGAUGUCCAAGAGUGUGUAGAUGCUGACAGUCUUUUUGCUGCACUUGCUCAAGUGAUGCAUAGCAGAGCAAAAGUACUGCAGGAUACUUUAAGCAGCAUAGAGGAAUAUGAUAGUGAUUCAAGUGAUGGCGAAUGGGAACUUUGA
Molecule: messenger RNA, 3240 nt
Organism: Porites evermanni
Lineage: Eukaryota; Metazoa; Cnidaria; Anthozoa; Scleractinia; Poritidae
Source: the annotation of a GenBank genome assembly